AUGAAUAAUACAAGUAAACUAGUUGGAUAUUUCAAACAAUUACCAAAUGAAAUUUUAUUAGAUUUAUUUGAAAAUUAUAUAAUUUUAACUGAUGUUUAUUUGGCAUUUUAUUUUCUUAAUAAUCGUCGAAUAAAUGAAACUAUACAUUCUGUUCAUUUUUAUAUUGAUACACCUUCAAAAGAUAUAUUUCAUAUAAAAUCUUUUUCACAUUUUGCCAAUCAAAUUGUUUCAUUACGUUGA
Molecule: messenger RNA, 240 nt
Organism: Adineta steineri
Lineage: Eukaryota; Metazoa; Rotifera; Eurotatoria; Adinetida; Adinetidae
Source: the annotation of a GenBank genome assembly